UUACGUUGGUGAUGGUUUGAGGCAGCGUUGCAUUAAGUAUCACAGACUGUCCGCGGCACUCCUCCUGCUUCAGCCUUCCGAGUGCUUGGAAGUAAAAGCGUGGGUCCCAUGCUCUGCAGUGGGAGCAACCCUGGCUCCGCCCAUGCAGGUCACAGCACCGUCUUUACGUACUAGCGUAAGCCACAUUUCCGUCCCCAACUACUAAAGUCGUUCCGGUGAAUAUUAAGCGCAGAAGGGAGGGGGAUGGUGCAUUUCGGGCCAUAUUAUAUUGGUGACACUUUUCAAGAGGCCCCCUGCAAGACUUCCAAAGGCCGCCGGGAGAAUCUUCAUUAACGUGGAAUAUAAACGGGCCUAGGAGGCGCUUCUGGUCAUCUGGCGGCUGGAUGCCAUCUAUCUGCCUGACGUUACUGCUCGCAAGCUAUUUCCUGACUCCAGGAGGCUUGGAGGUGUUCGUAGAGCUUUUCCUUUCCCUACACCGGAGAGCUCCCUUCCACUUCCGCUGGCUCGCGGCCCCGCCUCCCCUGGCCCCCGCAGGGUCCUAGCGCCUACCCGCUCCGGCAGGUUCCGGAGCUCCGUCAGUCCUGGGGGCCCAUGCCGACGCUACGGAACGAUCCCAAGUCUGACUAGAUGAGAAGACAGGUGCUAAGAUGUUCCUCAAGUUGCACAAGAUGACAUCAGCAGGGAAGUGCUGGAGACAAGAUUCGAAGCUGGGCAUUGUGCCUUCAGAAUGCUUAUAAUCACAAUGCUGUGCUGUUUCUCUGGACCUUGCUUCCUUUAUCAUUGAAAGAACAUUUUUCAUUAUGUUGAUGUGAAGGAGGAGGCCCGCUCUCCAAGGUCAUGGAGGUGGAGGCUGCAGAAGCCAGGUCCCAAGCCCCAGGCUACAAACGCUCUGGCCGGCGUUACAAGUGCCUGUCCUGUACCAAGACAUUUCCAAAUGCUCCCAGGGCAGCCCGUCAUGCUGCCACACAUACACCUGCAGACUGUACACAGGAGGUGGCUGAGGCGCAACUAAAGGUGGACUCAGAAUCUAAGGCAGAGGAAGCCAGUGAGGACAAGGUAUCAGAUUCAGUGGCUAAGCCCCGUCCGUAUGUGUGCCCCCUGUGCCCCAAGGCUUACAAGACAGCCCCUGAGUUGCGCAGCCACGGGCGCAGCCACACGGGUGAAAAACCCUUUCCCUGUCCGGAGUGCGGCCGCCGCUUCAUGCAGCCCGUGUGCUUGCGCGUGCACCUGGCCUCACACGCCGGUGAGCUGCCCUUCCGAUGCACGCACUGCCCCAAGGCCUAUGGUGCGCUCUCCAAGCUCAAGAUCCACCAGCGCGGUCACACUGGUGAGCGGCCCUACGUGUGUACGGACUGCGGCAAGAGCUUCGCCGACCCUUCCGUGUUCCGCAAGCACAGGCGCACUCACGCAGGACUGCGGCCCUACGGCUGCGAGCGCUGCGGAAAGGCCUAUGCCGAGCUCAAGGACCUGCGCAACCACGAGCGGUCUCACACCGGUGAGCGUCCCUUCCUUUGCUCCGAGUGCGGCAAAAGCUUCUCCCGGUCCUCUUCGCUCACGUGCCACCAGCGUAUCCACGCGGCACAGAAGCCCUACCGCUGCCCAGCCUGCGGCAAGGGCUUCACGCAGCUCAGCUCCUACCAGAGCCACGAGCGCACGCACUCCGGGGAGAAGCCCUUCCUGUGCCCGCGCUGUGGCCGCAUGUUUUCCGACCCCUCAAGCUUCCGCCGCCACCAGCGGGCACACGAGGGUGUGAAGCCCUACCGCUGCGAGAAGUGUGGCAAGGACUUCCGGCAGCCGGCGGACCUGGCCAUGCACCGGCGGGUGCACACGGGCGACCGACCCUUCAAGUGCCUGCAGUGUGACAAGACGUUUGUGGCGUCUUGGGAUCUCAAGCGGCAUGCGCUGGUGCACUCGGGCCAGAGGCCGUUCCGCUGUGAGGAGUGCGGGCGAGCCUUCGCUGAGCGUGCUAGCCUAACAAAGCACAGCCGCGUGCACUCGGGUGAGCGCCCUUUCCACUGCAAUGCCUGUGGAAAAUCCUUUGUGGUGUCGUCAAGCCUCAGGAAGCACGAGCGGACCCAUCGAAGUGAGGCCACAGGGGCUGCCCCCCACCCCGAGUUGGUUGUGGGGCUGGCGCUGCCUGUGGGCAUUGCAGGUGAGGGCUCAGUUGCCCCUGUAGCAGGUGCAGGGCUGGGAGACGCUCCAGCAGGGCUGCUUGGGAUACCACCUGAGUCAGGUGGUGUGAUAGCCACCCAGUGGCAAGUAGUGGGCAUGACUGUGGAGCAUGUGGAGUGCCAGGAUGCUGGCGUUGGGGAGGCUCCUGGUUCCUUGGGAGGGGCAGAGGAGGUUGAUGAGAAGCCCCCACAGUUUGUCUGUCGAGAAUGCAAAGAGACCUUCUCUACACUGACACUGCUGCGCAGGCAUGAGCGCUCACAUCCAGAGCUCCGGCCCUUUCCUUGUACCCAGUGCGGUAAGAGCUUCUCAGACCGGGCUGGGCUACGUAAGCAUAGCCGUACCCACAACUCUGUGCGCCCCUACGCCUGCCCCCAUUGUCCCAAGGCUUUCCUGAGUGCCAGUGACCUACGCAAGCAUGAACGCACCCACCCAGUGCCCCUUGGGACCCCCAUGCCCCUGGAGCCCCUUGUGGCUUUGCUAGGAAUGCCUGAAGAGGGGCCAGCCUGAAGCUCGUAUCCCUUGCAUCCCCUUCCAUUAUACUCCUGGGAGCCCAGCCCCCACAGGUUUGUUUGAACUGCUUUUUGACCCAGCCCAAUCUAGACCACAAGUCCUACCCUGGACAGCUAGCUCAGCUGUCACUCAAGUAAGAGAGCUAGGAACAUUGGAGGCUGGCAAGAGCUGUGAGACACACUCAUUAAAGCAUUCAUUUUUGACACUGA
Jaculus jaculus (lesser Egyptian jerboa) is the source of this 2891-nucleotide messenger RNA. It is a transcript of the gene Znf668, whose product is annotated as zinc finger protein 668. NCBI's taxonomy places the organism in Eukaryota, Metazoa, Chordata, Mammalia, Rodentia, Dipodidae. The coding region runs from base 838 to 2679 and encodes 613 amino acids. The record is from RefSeq and is a predicted model, not a curated record. The transcript is spliced from 4 exons.